This is a messenger RNA of Theobroma cacao (cacao), 4576 nucleotides long. Its product is annotated as putative disease resistance protein At3g14460. Gene Ontology annotation, molecular function: ADP binding. NCBI's taxonomy places the organism in Eukaryota, Viridiplantae, Streptophyta, Magnoliopsida, Malvales, Malvaceae. The record is from RefSeq and is a predicted model, not a curated record.
UAUUCUGAAGCAGGGCUCAGCUGAAAUUAAAGGCUGAACAGCAACAGGUCAACACCCACAGCAAGAUAGCAAAAAUUGGUCCCUUUUCUUGCUUUGACCUCCUUCUUCUCUUCAACUUUUCAUCUGCUUUCUACCUUUUGUCCUUUUGCUUGUGUACUUGUAUUCAACAUGGUUGUGGUGUCUGCUUCGCUCUCGGGUCUGUUAGAGAAAUUAGCUUCUCUUCGAUUUUCGGGCUUCUCGUUCGGACAUAAAAGGACUGAUGCACUCUUCGAACAGUUGCAGUCCACAUUGCUGUCUGUUCAAGCGCUGAUGCACGACGCAGAGGAGAAACAGAUCGAAAACAGCUCCGUGAAAGUUUGGCUGCGGAGAUUGGAAGACGUUUUCUACGAUGCAGAUGACCUGCUGGAUGAGAUUUCAUACGAUGCCAUAAAAAGGGAUUUGGAAGCUGCAUCUAAGACCUCCAAAUCAUGGGCUAGCAUAUUCGGGUCUGCUUCUGCGCAACGAUAUGGAAAAGGGAUUAGAUCAAAGAUGGAGAGGAUUUUUGCUGAGAUUGAACAAAUAGCUGCAGAGAGAGCAAGAUUUCACCUUAUAGAAGGUACGGUUUCAGUCUCAUCCGACUCUGUUUCGACUUCUUUUGUGGAUGAAUCCGUUAUCGUUGGCAGAGAGAAAGACAAGACUGAAAUAGUUUCGCGGCUGUUGCAAUCAGAUGAUGCAAGUGCAAGUGUUGAAGCGAUUGGCAUAAUAGGCAUGGUUGGGCUUGGUAAGACCACCCUCGCUCAGCUUGCGUUCAACGACAACACAGUGCAGAAGCAUUUUGACCUCAGAGCAUGGGUUUGUGUCUCGGAUCUCUAUGACAUUCGCAAAAUCAUGAAAACAAUUCUUGAGUACGCUACUUUGGGCACUUCUGAUUUUAGUGAUUUAAACGUACUUCAAAGUGAGUUGAGUAAGAGAUUAUCGGGUAGGAGAUUUCUACUCGUCUUAGACGACGCUUGGACUGAGAAUUAUAGGGAUUGGGAGAUCCUAAAGGCUCCUCUCUUGUCUGGUGCCAGGGGAAGCAAGAUCCUCGUAACCACACGUAGUGUAUUUGUUGCGAGUGUGGUGCCCUGUUCCAUUAAUUAUUUUCUGGAUCUGCUGGGAGAAAAUGACUGCUGGGCAAUUUUCGCAGGAUACGCAUUUGCAGGUAGAGGAGGCAAAAGUGAAAUUGAAAGGCUGGAGGACAUUGGCAAGCGUAUUGUGCAGAAAUGCGGGGGUCUACCUUUGGCUGUAAAAGCAAUUGCGGGGGUCUUGCGUUUGAAAAGGUCUCGUGAAGAAUGGCUUCAAGUCCUCAACAGCACACCAUGGGAACUGGAUGUUGUAGGUGAUCUUCUGCCAUCUCUACGUUUGAGCUACAAUCACCUCCCUCCAUUUUUAAAGCAAUGUUUUGCUUACUGUUCAAUGUUUCCUAAAGACAAUAAAUUUGACAAGGAAAAACUAGUCCUUCUAUGGAUGGCACAAGGCUUUCUACAACAGUCCCAUGGUGCCACAAUGGAAGAGGUAGGUUUUGAAUACUUCGACUCCUUAUUGAAGAGGUCAUUUUUUCAACAAUCAGGGGAUUUGUAUAUAACAAUGCAUGAUCUUAUGCAUGAUUUAGCCCAGUCAGUAUCCGAGAGGCUCUGUUCAAUAUUGGAUUUAGAUUAUGGAAUGGAAUCUGCAAUAACUAAUAGGACUCGCCAUCUACUAAUGAUAGGCAAAUUGGAUACUCCUGAGAAAUUUUGGGUCAUUGAUCAAGCUAAGAGCUUAAGGACCUUUUUUCUAAUUAAUACUUCACCAGACCAAUUAAGUCCUCACUUAUUGAAGGAUUUGCCGGUGAGACAACAACAGUUACGAGCUCUAUCUUUACCUCACUGUCAAAUUACUGAAUUGCCUACUGCGAUAGGAAAUUUGAAACAUCUUCGCUACUUAGACCUUUCUCACAGUGCAUUAAAGAGGUUGCCUGAAUCAUUAGGUACUCUUUACUUUCUGCAAACACUGAUAUUGACAAACUGCUCAUCUCUCACUAUGUUGCCAGAAGGCAUAGUUAAUCUGGUUAACUUGCGACAUCUCCACAUUAAGGGAACUGGCUUGCUGCAGAUGCCAGAAGAAAUGGGCAGAUUAACAAGCCUUCAGACUUUGACUAAUUUUAUUGUAGGCUGGGGUGGGUCACAGAUUAAAGAAUUGGGCACACUUAUAGAUCUUCGAACGUUGUCCCUUUCAGAGUUGCAAAAUGUAUCCUCUGCUUCUGAUGCAUCAAAGGCCUGUUUGAAUGCCAAGAGAUAUCUUAAUGAACUACAGUUGGAAUGGAGCAGUAUUAGCAAUGAUCCAACAAAGGAAAUUGAAAUAUUGAGGAAUCUAGAGCCUUGUAAAGAGUUGAAAAACCUUACCAUUAGAUAUUAUGGUGGCAUAGAGUUUCCAUCUUGGUUGGGAGACUCCUUCUCAAAUAUCGUUUUUCUGCAUCUCAGUGACAGCAACAAUUGCUCAUCUUUGCCACCAUUAGGACAGCUGCCAUCUCUUGAGCAUCUCAUUAUUGAAAGGAUUAGUGGAGUAACCAGCAUUGGUCAUGAGUUCUAUAGUGAAGAUAAACCAUUCCAGCAUCUGAAGAGAUUAAAAUUUGAAGGAAUGUCACGUUGGGAGCAGUGGAUAUCUCCUGAACUUGAAGAAGGAUUUGAAUUUCCCUGCCUGGAGGAGCUUUACAUUCAAAACUGUCCAAAUCUGGAGGGUGGUUUACCUGAGAGCCUUCCUUCUUUGUUGAAACUGGAAAUCUCUAACUGUCAGCAGCUUAAUGCUCAACUUCCAAAGGUUCCAGAUAGCUGUAAAGUGAAGUUAUAUGACUGUGAUCAGGUGCAGCAUAGAAAUGAAAAGAUGCCAUUGAGAAGUUAUGAUGAAGUAGCAUCACAGUUGUCGUCCACUGUGGCUGAUGAGAUUUCAAUCCAUUCAUAUGGUGGCUUUUCUAGAUCAUCAUCCUCAUUAAGUAAGAACUUGCAUGAUGAUCCCUCAACAUCAAAGAUGUCUGAGAUUCGAAAAGUUGCUGACAAACAUGAUGAUCAGAUUCAGACUGUGUCAAGUGAAGAUGGGAAGCAGCAGUUCCUUUCCUUUGCAAGUUUCAAAGUUUCAAGCAUUACACAGUUAAUGGAUUUGCCACCUGACUUGCUUAGCCUUAGAAUUGAAAGCUGUGAUGCCUUAGACUCUCUACCCUCUGGAAUAAAGGACAGAUCUUUUGAAGAAUUGUAUAUCAUUGAUUGUAUUUCAUUCAAGAACUUCCCUCAAGGUCAUCUAACCACUUCCUUGAAAACACUUUACAUCCGUAACUGCAGAAACUUAGAGUUUCCCCAACCAAAGAUAUUGAACCAGUUCAUAAUCCUCGAAGAUUUAUGUUUAGGGAGUAGUUGUGAUCAUCUCAAGUCCUUCCCCUUGAAUUCCCUCCCAAACCUUAAAACUCUAAGUCUCUGGGACUGCAAAAAUCUUGAAUCUCUUUCAAUUGAGAAGGAAUUGCAGAUUGAUAUAAAGUCACUUGAUGCCUUGGAAAUUAGGGAUUGUCCUAAUUUGACAACAUUUCCUAAAGAGGGAUUGCAAGCCCUAAGCUUGACAUCACUUGUUUUGUCCAAAUGCAGCAAACUAAAAUCUCUGCCAAGAUGGAUGCAAAGCCUCAUAUCUCUUCAGUCACUGCACAUAAACAGAUGUCCAGAAUUGGAGUCACUACCAUCGAGGGGCCUGCCCUCCAGCCUAAAUAUUCUUUGCAUCACUUUUUGUGACAAAAUCACUCCACAGAGAGCUUGGGAAUUAGAUAAACUGGAUUCUCUUGGUCAUUUUGAGAUUGAAGGUGGAUGCAAAGGACUGUUGUCAUUUCCUGAGGAUGGUUUGCUGCCAACCAAUCUUAAAUCUCUACGCAUCAGUAGACUUUCGAAUCUCAAAUGCCUGGAUGAGAAUGGGCUUCAACAACUCACCUCGCUUCAAACUCUAGAAAUAAACUGUUGUAACGAGCUUCGUUCCUUGCCAGAAGAUGGGCUGCCUUACUCCCUGUCUUUUCUAAGAAUUACAGACUGUUCUUUACUAAACCAGAAGCUUCAAAAGAGGAAAGGAAAGGAAUGGUUGAAGAUAGCUCAUAUUGCUUCCAUCCAUGUUGAUGAGUGAUUAAUACAAUUGCUUGUCAAUCUUCAACCAGGCACACUUCUACAGAUGAUAACAGCUUGACAGACUUUCUUCUGUGGGAGAGUGGGAAUGUAUUGCUGUUUUCCUCUGUCACUAGCUCCUAAAUACCAAGGCACCUGGAGGCUUUUAAAGAUUAUCCAAAAAUAUCCAAAUAUACAGGGUGCUGGGGACUGGGAGUGGAAAGGAAGGAGAUGCUUGGUGCAAGAAUUGCUGAGUAUUAAUGCUGUGAUUUUCUGGUUGCUGAAUUAUGUGAACUUUCUACGCUGUUGUGCAAUAAUGGCUGAUUUGGAGCUCUGUUAUUUGGUACUGUUACUAGCUAUUGCUGGCAUGAAGUGUGUAUGAACUCUUGUUUCUUCUUGUUACUUUUUGAAUGAAUCACUCUUGGAUAUAAUAUGCAGAAAAUGCUUUUGAA